This is a messenger RNA of Phyllopteryx taeniolatus (common seadragon), 4704 nucleotides long. Its product is annotated as ankyrin repeat and MYND domain-containing protein 1-like. The record is from RefSeq and is a predicted model, not a curated record. The transcript is spliced from 18 exons. The coding region runs from base 978 to 3566 and encodes 862 amino acids. Lineage: Eukaryota; Metazoa; Chordata; Actinopteri; Syngnathiformes; Syngnathidae. Gene Ontology annotation, molecular function: protein binding.
GCAAUGCAAGAUAUACGCAAAAUCUUGACCUGUAGUAAGUAGUGGACUCCCCUUGCCAACUACAACAGCAAUCAGAAUGAGAACGUUUUGCAUUGAUUUUUAGCGAAUAUGUCUGACAAUUAUUGCACACAGUUUAAUCAAAAUGCAAGAUAUCAGCAAAAUUUGACCUGUACUAAGUAGUGGACUCCCAUUGCCAACUACUACAGCAAACAUAAUGAGAAAAAGUGUUUUGAUUGAUUUUUAAUAUUUUUGACUAUUACUGAAUUUUGGUGAAUAUUUUUGCCUGUUAAUUACAUCCAGUUGAUCCAAAAUGCAAGAUAUCAGAAAAGUUGGACAUGUAGUAAGUAGUGGUCUCCCAUUUCCAACUACUACAGCAAACAGAAUGACUAUAUAAAUAUGUAUGUAGUAUGAUGUAGAAUUAUUGAUGUUAUUUAUACAUUUGCAGUGACAACAAAUCUAGCUGCGAGUUUUCCCACAGUUUCCGAAAUUGUCCUGCACAUACUACACAUACGAUAUAGUCGAAAAUGUAGUUACGAGGCCGAGUACGAGCGUGUGAGAACUCCAUGUCAGGCGAAUCUCAAAACAUUUCUCUCGCUGUGUAGUUUUAUCAGCUACUGUACGUGUUGAUUAACAUUUUAAAUGCAAAAGUUUAAACAUUUCGAUGCUACGGCGUGAAUGCGCAUUUUGGAAUACGUCAGUUUUUGCUAUGUAUGAUGACGUAAUGUGAUGUAUCGUUUCUCAUUAAGUGUCACGCGAACAUUACAUCAUAUCAUUUCGAACAUGUUGAGGUAAUUAUUGCCGACAAAUACGUCAAUGUUCUCAAGUACGAUAUUAGAACGGCGUAAUUUUGAAUUCAGUAUUUGUGCACCGUCGUCCUGGCGGGUAUACGAACGAACCCUGCGGUGUUUUUUUGUUGGUUUUUGGCUAACAUUCAUGUUGUUGUUUUUGGCUAACAUCCACGUUGAGUUCCUGUUUCAAUGUCAAGCCGCCGAGAUGUUAGGGCAGCCGGCAGUUUGGAGCAGCCACCGGCAGGGAGUCCGAGCAGAGGCGUGUGCGAGGAGAGACGACAGGGAUUUGGUGUUCAGGACUUUCUUGAGGGCUCUAAAUAUGAGGGAGAGUUUGUUGAUGGCCUCAAACAAGGCAAGGGAAGGUACACUUGGAGAAGCGGAGAGUUCUAUGAAGGCUCUUUCUACAAAGACUACAGGCAUGGCGAUGGGAUGUACUGUUGGCCAACAGGCAAAUUCAUUGGCAAGUUCUACCUUAACUGGAGAGAAGGCUAUGGAAAACAUAUUUUUCCUGAUGGAGCCAUAUUUAAGGGUUUGUACCAUGCCGACCAGAGGUUCGGUCCCGGUGUGCUUAGUGAGCCAACGGGAUGUCAGGAUGUCGGACUUUGGCACGGGAAGCAUCUGAUACAAAUGUGUAACUCUGUACAAGGCAGCUUCAGCCUGACCAAAUUUACUGAAUACGCUGUCUACUUGGAGCAAACUACCGCCUCACAUUCUCAGAGUCAAACUCCCAAAACAGUUCUCUCUGAUGGACUUGCCAGGACACAUUCAGACAUGGAUGAUGGUUUGCUGCUCUUUGACGAAAAUACUAUUCUCCCUUCUGGCAUUGAAAAUUAUUCCACUGAUGGUGACCACCUACCGUUGCCCCCACAUGUUAGAAAAGAGUUCGACCAGCAUUUUGGCCAGCUGUGGGAACCUGAUUCUCACCCAUAUGAAGGCUACAAACGUGACCCACUCUCAACUCUCCCUUUAACAGACAAAAUGUUGGCUCACAUUCACAAACACAGACAGCAAGCUGAAAAAUUGGACUGGGAUAUUGCGAAAGUUCUGUCAUAUAAAAGGGACAAUUUUGGUCCUAAAGGACCAUUGGAAGUCGCGUCAGAGCUACUGAUACAUCGAGCUUCCAUAGGAGAACGACAGGCUGUUUUGAAGAUUCUGCUGGAUGGCCUUGUUCACCCAGAUGUAGCAGAUUCUCAGGGACACACUGCAUUGAUUGCUGCCACAAUAAACUGCCAUAAUGAUGUGAUCCAGCUGUUACUGGAUAUGGGGGCUAGUAUUGACAGGCUGAAUUUUGAGGGAAUGUCUUCUUUGUCAGUUUGUCAUGUCCUUUACUAUCCUAUCCAGUGUUUGUACACGUUUUCUGGACCUCCAGCCAAAACACAGGAUAUCACUGAAGAGCCCACUGAUGAGGAGUUGACUCUUGCAGAUGAUCAUAACCGAUGUAACCAGAAAAAGGUGCUACUUUCGGAGGGCGCAAUUCAGGACAGUGAAAUGGCCCCAGCACAAUCCUUUUCUUCUUCCUGCUCAAUGUACAGCUACAACAUAGAAGUCUCAGAGGAGAUCCUGCAGGGUGCAGCUGAAGCUCUGAGUCGCACCGGAUUUCCUCAGCAUUCUGAUACUCAGGAGACUGUUCGCAAAAUAGCUGCAAAAAAAUUUAUGCAUCGUUUUCGUUUGUCCACACUGAAUCUGCUAUUGGAUCGGGGAGCUGACCCUAAUAUAUGCAAAGUCCCCUUACCUGUCCUCUUCGUGGCCAUUAUGGCUGGAGACACUGAAACUGUCAGGAGACUUCUACUGAGUGGAGCUCACACUUGUAUUUCUCUCUCACUUGAGAGGAAAGCCCUUUAUCCUCUUCAUGUGGCUGCAGAACUGCCAGGCCCAGAAAGUCCCAAAAUCAUAGAACUGCUGCUGCAUGCUCUAUCUGACCCAGACGCACGAGCACGCGACCAGAAUGAGAUCUACGAACUAGAUAAGGUUUCCAUGAUAAUAAGGAAAUCAUGCAGGAUCCGGUGGAAGCAAAGUCCUGAAGAAGGAGGUCGAACAGCUCUGCACAUGGUCUGCCAGAGAGAAACUGAUCACUGUAAUGCCAGCAAGGCGGUAUCGCUCUUGCUCUCCCAUAGAGCCAGAACAGAUCUCCUCUGGAGUGGACAUUCACCUCUUUCCUUAGCCAUAUCAAGUGGCAAUGAAAUGGCAGUGGAGGAGCUGUUAAAAGGGGGUGCAGAUCCCAACAUUCCCUUGGGUUUUGGAGUGGGCAAUGCCCUUUGUGCCCUCAGUAACUUCAGCUACAACUUGGAUGGAAAAAGAGUCAAACUGUUGGACAUGUUAGAAAAAGCUGGUGCUGACAUGUUGAUGCCAGUUCAAGUUGGCGAUAUCAAAGGGACUGCAGUUGACUAUGCACACUUCUCUUUCAACCAGGACUUGCGUAUUGCCAACACACCCUUCCAUACGCUCAACAUGGAGGAGCGAGAAACAUUCAAAGCACGCCGUCACCUGCUUAGCCUGAUGGGAGAUCUGCUUCGAUACAAGGCUGUUAAAAGAGAGAAAGAUCAUUUAGAGAGAGAAAAGCGCCUUUUACAGAAUAGUGAAGUCGCUAGUUCUUCUGACAACAAACCUCCCGUAGCAAGGAAACCAUUUAAGUUCUGCUACCAUUGUGGACGCUCUGCAGCUGUGACACUAACUGCUUGUACUCGCUGCCACAAGGUUCUUUACUGCUCAACGCAUUGUAAACUAAAAGCCUGGAACAAGGGACACAAGGAGGAGUGUGUCCGGGAGUGUCAGGAAUAGACUUUCUCCGGUUCCCUUUUACAACCCCAAUUCCAAUGAAGUUGGGACGUUGUGUUAAGCAUAAAGAAAAACAGAAUACAAUGAUUUGCAAAUCAUGUUCGACCUAUAUUUAAUUGAAUACACUGCAAAGACAAGAUAUUUAAAGUUCAAACUGACAAACUUGAUUGUUUCUAGCAAAUAAUCAUGAACUUAGAAUUUUAAGGCUGCAACACGUUCCAAAAAAGCUGGGACUGGUGGCAAAAAAGACUGAGAAAAGUUGAGGAAUGCUCAUUAAACACCUGUUUGGAACAUCCCACAGGUGAACAGGCUAAUUGGGAACAGGUGGGUGCCAUGAUUGGGUCUAAAGCUAAAUUCAGGAGCUUCCCUGAAUUGCUCAGUCAUUCACAAGCAAAGAAGGGGCGAGGUUCACCUCUUUGUGAACGAGUGCGCGAGAAUAUAGUCGAACAGUUAAGGACAAUGUUUCUCAACAUACAAUUGCAAGGAAUUUAGGGAUUUCAUCAUCUACGGUCCAUAUCAUCAUCAAAAGUUUCAGAGAAUCUGGAGAAAUCACUAAGCGGCAAGGCCGAAAACCAACAUUGAAUGCCCGUGACCUUCGAUCCCACAGGCGGCACUGCAUCAAAAACCGACAUCAAUGUGUAAAGGAUAUCACCACAUGGGCUCAGGCAGUCAAUUUUUGUUUAACACAGCGUCCCAACUUCAUUGGAAUUGGGGUUGUAGAAUGGGGAAGACCAUCCAUCUGAUGCAGCCAAUCUGACGAUACUGGCCAUGACUCUCAUUCAAAUUACCUGUCAUAUAUGACAGUCCUACAAUAGUCAGAACCUUGGGCACUAGGGGCGCUCCUUUUUUCUGGACUACCUCAAAAUUCCAAAUCUCAGUGAUGACAUGCCCAACUUUAAUCUUCCAGCGCUCUGUUUUCUCGUGUAUGAAAUAUCUGUCCAUGAGGUGCAGCUGAUUUUUCUUAGGCCAAAUGUUUCUUAAAAAGUAUACUUACUAUAGCUUCAAGGGAUGACCAAGUCCACCAUUGACCUGUGACCUUAAAGGCGUGUGCUUUUCAACACCCUUAAUGUUGUAACUUUUUUUUUUUCAUUUAUGAAAUCUGUAUUUUCAUACAUAAAAUAAAAUUUGGGAUUAAACACGA